AUGGCAAAUACCGUUAGAUUUUUGAUGACUAAUAUAGUGAACAAUGUUAUUUUACCACCACUACAAUAUGGUGACGCUAAUUCAGAUGACUCUGAAGUCGAACAACAAACUGAACUGAUGUAUGAAGAUAAUACGAUAUGGAGAGCCGUACAUGAUGCAGACAAAAUUGCAAUUGAUCGUCUCAUAGAUGCUAAUCCUGAUCUUAUUAAUGAAAGAGGAGCUGUUGGUGAUUGUCCUAUUCAUCUGAUAUUUUUAAGUGGAACAGAUAUACAUUUGGAAAUUGCUCGAGAUCUUAUUCUACGCUUUCCAACGAUGGUAACGCAAACUUAUAAUAAAUCAAAAUAUUAUGGUGAGAAUAUUCUUCAUAUUGCAAUCGCUAAUCGUAAUCCGACAAUGGUUGAAUGGUUACUUAGUAAUGAUCGUUUAGAGCCCUAUCGUCAACAAUUAUUGACAGCAAGAGCUACUGGUAGCUUCUUUAAAAUAGGUGAAGUAUCUUAUUAUGGUGAAGUUCCAUUAGGAUUUGCUUGUUGCACCGAUCAAUGGAAUAUUGUUGAAAUCUUACUUAAAUAUGGUGCUGACAUGGAUGUGACGGACAGUAAUGGUAAUACCAUACUGCAUAUGCUUGUUAUUUGCAAUUUACCCGACAUGUAUACUAAAUUCAAAACUCGUUGGAUAGAGCAGAAGAAUAUGCAUAAUAACACAAAAAUAACUGACUCGAAAUCAACACAACCAUCAGAAUUAUGGAAUCGUUUAAAUAAAGAUCGCUUAACACCAUUGACUCUAGCAGCUGAUUUAGGUCAAGCUAAAAUGUUAUCAUGGUUACUAGACGAACGUAAAAGAACACAAUGGUCUUAUGCUAAUGUAACAUGUGCAUUACAUCCUCUCAAUCAACUUGAUAUUGAUAUUCAUCCAGACAGAAAACAACGAUCUCUUAGUGUACUUGAAAUAAUGAUUAAAAAUAAUAAUGCAGAUUUAAUAAAUCCUACUAUUGUAUCUUUAAUUGACAAAAAAUGGAAAUCUUUUGCUUAUCCAAUAUUUGUUCGACGAUUUUCCUUUACAUUUCUUUAUCUUCUUGUUUUUCUUGCCACAACAAUGUUACGACAACCAAGAUCAGACAAAACAGUGAAUGAACUUGAUGAAAAAACAGGAAUAACAAAUGGCAAAAAUUCAAGUGGUUUUGAAUACUUACUCUAUACAAUCGGUCAUACCAUUGUAAUAAUAGGUGCUGCAUUCCAAAGUGCAUAUGAAGUGCAUGAAAUUCGUAGGUUGGGUUUCGGGAAUUAUUGGAAAAUUAAAGGAUCUAUUUUUCUUGAAAAUUGUUUGGCACUUUCAUUUUGUUUUUGUAUUUUUACUUGGGAAAUUCUUCGUCUAUUUGGAAUGCAACAAUAUGAAACUCAAAUACUUGCUUUCGCUUCUCUUAUUGGAUGGAGCAAUAUGCUUUAUUUCAUUAUGCCAUUUCAUUUUACUGGUCCAUUUGUUAUUAUGAUUUAUAAAAUGUUUUUCAAUGAUGUUCUUCGUUUUUUUAUAAUAUAUUUAAUUUUUCUGACUGGCUUCGCACAAUCAUUUUCUAUUUUAUUCAAUGAAUAUGGUUUGCAAGGCUAUAUGUCAAGUAUCAAACAAUGUUUUCUGGGUUUAUUGGGUGAUUUUGAUCUUGAUUAUUAUAUUAAAGGAGAAUAUCCAUUGACAAGUGUUAUGUUACUUAUUUUCUAUAUUGUACUUAUUACUAUUCUUUUGUUAAACUUACUUAUUGCUAUGAUGGGUGAUACAUAUGCAGAUGUAAAAAAAAGUGCCAAAAAAUUAUGGCACUUAGAACGAGCACGUAUUGCACUUCGUAUUGAAAAUAACAUGCCAAGAUCUAAACGCCUGUUUAGGUUCAAAAAAUAUUGGGUAAAUUUAAAGCGUGAACGUGAACAUGGACCCGAACAUUAUAUGCAAGUGAUAGAAAAAGUGAACAAUAAACAGUUUCAACUUACAGAUAAUGAAGAAAAUGAUGACGAAUACUAA
Rotaria sp. Silwood2 is the source of this 2004-nucleotide messenger RNA. NCBI's taxonomy places the organism in Eukaryota, Metazoa, Rotifera, Eurotatoria, Philodinida, Philodinidae. The record is from the annotation of a GenBank genome assembly.